This is a messenger RNA of Schizosaccharomyces osmophilus, 456 nucleotides long. It is a transcript of the gene rrp14, whose product is annotated as ribosome biogenesis protein Rrp14. Bases 1 to 456 code for a protein of 151 amino acids. The transcript is spliced from 3 exons. NCBI's taxonomy places the organism in Eukaryota, Fungi, Ascomycota, Schizosaccharomycetes, Schizosaccharomycetales, Schizosaccharomycetaceae. The record is from RefSeq and is a predicted model, not a curated record.
AUGAUGGAAAUUGAGGAUCGUAUUCAGAGUUGGAACGAUAGAUUUGAAGAAUUGCUGAGCUUUAUACCUGCAAAACUAUAUUAUCCAGCAGAGACGGCGAACCAAUGGAAGCAAAAAAAGUCAUCUUCAGAAGAAAAAAGGGAACGUCGCAAAAUGAAGUUCUCUUUGGAUGGUUUGAAUGACGAAGAACAAUCCCAAAACGAAGGAAAUAGACCACCAAAUUGGAGUACUGAGAAAACUGAAGGGGAAGACAAUGAAGAAUCUGGUCGCCGUGCAGAAAGUAUGUCGCAUAUCCGUGGAAAAUUAGCUUCCAGAAUACAGGACAUGCGAGAGAAACGCAAAGCUAGUAAUUUGGACCAAAAAAAACAAAAUAAAAAGGUUUCCACCGAAGAGAAAAAGGCUGCUUCGAAUAAAAAAUCACCAAAGAAGCAACCUCCGUCUCGUGCUGGUUUUUAA